AUGAUCGCGAAAUCGUGCAUUAAAGUUGCUACCUCACUUUCGCCUACUUACGCUGCUACACCUGUUGUUACAAAACUUGCUACAAGUAGCUUACAUCGUGUUACACUUAUUCCAGGCUGGUCACUUUCAUGCAGUCACUGAGAUGGUAUUGGUCCGGAAAUAUCAGCUUCAGUACAGAAGAUAUUUGAGACAGCAAAUGUACCAGUCGAGUGGGAUCUCGUAAAUGUUACACCUGUCAAAGGACGGGAUGGAAUUUUUAGAAUACCUUCAAAGUUCGUUCUAUUUGUAAAUUGA
Messenger RNA from Thelazia callipaeda (thelaziosis nematode), 294 nucleotides. The record is from the annotation of a GenBank genome assembly. Lineage: Eukaryota; Metazoa; Nematoda; Chromadorea; Rhabditida; Thelaziidae.